CUGAUCCCAGGCGUCCAUCCCUUCCAACCAUUCUAUAUCCUCCUCCAUCUCCAAGGAGUACCGGUUUGUCGUCGCCUUCCUCUCAAACUACGUCGUUAGUCGACGUCUCCUCGUCGCACUGCAAUGAAGAUAUUUAUUCAGGAUUAUCGACAUUCACCUUUGGCGCAGCUCGACCACCGCCUCCUUCACAUCCCGCAGAUACAUCUGACAUGAUCAGUCCACUCACCCGCGUUCCUAGUAGUGCAGAUCGGACACCUCGGCCGUCCAUUUCCAGUACUUCCUCCGGGAGGCAUAGAUCUCGCGCACCCAAAGUUGCUGACCCGGAUGAAGGGGACGAUGAAUAUGAAGACGAGGACGAUGCUGCGAGGGGUAAAACUAGGUCUAAGAUGCGCGCUAUCGACGACGGUUCAAGACGACCGUCGCUGCCAACCAACACAUACAUUCCUUAUGUCUCCACCGACAGUUCGAACGCCGUGGCUUCUUCCCCGCGCACACCGCUUGAGCUCUCUCCUGGUGGGAGCUCGGCCUCAGAAAGCGCUUAUGACGAUUCUGAGGUUGACCAGGAUGAGACAGAGCUCGCAGAGUUUGAUACAGACGUUGAACUGGACCUUCCGCACGGACCCGGAACCACCGCUAUUCAUGACCCUCCCGUUUCGGACACAGCGUCCCAGCAUACUUUCGGCGGCGGCAGCUUUAAUCACUACAGUUCUGGUUUUAUGCACGCAAGCUCCAUCCCCAGCGUCUUGGAUGACGACGAUGAUAUGGAUUCCACAUCGCCCGUCAGCUUCGCACCAGAUCCGGAAGACGAACAGUUCGACGAUGGUGACCGUCCGCUUCCAUCUUUACCUGCCCAAAGGAAGGCGAGUUUACCCUGGGAGAUACCUUCUGCCCCGCUCCGCGACAGUGCUUCCGGCGUUACUCGAGGCAGAGAGGACAGCGCUGCUACAGUGACUGCUAGGAGGGCGAGCCGCAGUGUCGACGAUGACCUCACUGCGAGUACCAUGUACCCGGACGUUCAGGUGGCUACAGCCGUUAGCUUGAGGAGUGCGGAGUUCGAUGAUCAAGCUCUUUCCCAACCGACGCCCUCGGAGGAACAGGAAUAUCAGUAUGGAGAGUACAAUCUCGACUAUAUCCUCGGCGGCGGUAGGGAGAACUGGAGCCGAAAAUCCUGGUCUUCUGGUGCUCCGUCCUACAUUCAGGCGCGUCGUUCCGAUGAAGCUGGCGACCCCGGUGGCCUCGGUGCCGCGUGGGAUGCUGCCUUCCAUCGACGACCGAGCACAGCUACGGUCAACAGCGGUGAAGACGCGUUCACUCGUCAUGUUCGCGACUGGGAUUCCCUAUAUAAUACCAGAAGGAUCGAGUGGAGCUUUAGGCCAGAGUCCACUGAUGGCCGUGGACCGCAUCGCAUGCCGCUUACGCCUACUACGUCGGAGAACAGACAUCAAAAUAUGCAACCCGGCGCACAAGAACUCUGGCGGCAGGCGUACGUCGGUCGUUUCAAGGUGGACAGAGUCAAAAUGAAUCCUGAUCAUCCGCCGAAAGCGCCUCAGCAACGAUUGAAUGUGCGCCAUGUCACAGAUCCCUUCUCAAAAGGCAACAAGCUCGGCGGACCAGGCUCUGUCAUUCACAAGCAUUCUCGUGCUAUUGCCUUCUCCAUCUUCCGCAACCAUAGCCUGUUCAGCCGUUCGCAUCGUCAACACAAGCAGCCCAUGCACACCAGCAUCAGUAUUUUGCUUGCCAACAAGAAAGUUCAAGAGCAAUAUACGAGUACCAGGACAACGAGUAGGUUGAACUCGCAUGGAUUGCUGGAAGACGUUGGCACGAUUGAGACUUCGACGUCAUUCUCCCAGACUAGGACGAUGGUUUCCAGCGCGAUAUCUGCUCGUAGCAGACCCGGCACACCCCAUGCUCCUGCUGACGGAUCGCAAAGCGAGGGCUAUGUCAGUGACCAGCGCGGCCAAUGUUCGACCACCAGGGGUGGGUCGGCGCCAGCAGAGUCUUCAUCCUCCCGAUCCCCUACGUUACCGCCGUCAGUUCCUCCGCCGACCCAGAGCAACAUGAGUAGCCAUAGUUCCGCCUUGUCCUCAUCGAGCAUCGACGCCUCGGAGAUGAUACGCGUCUCAGGUGACAGCUUCUCGCAGGGUGAAGCAAGUACGAUGGCGGACCGCAACUCCACGCUUGUAGGCCAGUCCGUGACCACAAUUACGUCUCGGAGCAGGCGGAAUUCACUGGACGUGGACGACGAAGAUUCACCCCCGCGAACUUCACACGCGGAAGCCUUCGCAACUGUUGACUCGUCGUAUUUUGAGCGCACACGCACCGACCGUCGCAUGGAAGAGCCGUCUUCGCACGGUCUGGUCCAAUCACUUCGUCGCAAGCUUCUAGGGUCUUCGAAAGGCAGCUCGAAAUCCCCACAGUCGACCAUGCCCCCAGCCCUCCCGCGUGAAGGCAACUAUACACCGCCGUGGCUAACGAUGGCUCCGCGGUCGAAGCAGGAGGAACGCGAGCGCGUUAUCCAGAAUCUCAACGAGUCCUUCAAGGAUGUCGGUCUCCUGCCCACUGCCCGCAUCAGCAACAAGGCGAGCUCUAGCAAGGGCAAGCGCUCGAGGCAUCCCAACGUGACCACCAUCUUCGAGAAUGUGCCCGCAGACUCUCUGUACAUGCUCUUGCCACUCUGGCCUGGUGACACCGAUCCAGCGAGCGAAAAUGGCGAGGACCCUGCGUCGUCCUUUGUUCCGGUCGAGGAGCGCCAGUAUCUCCUCGUGUAUUAUGUGCCGUUCGAGGAAAAGAUUGAGGAGAAGAAGUCGGACCAGAAGAAGCGUGCUCGGGCGGACACCCGCUCGAUUGCGACUGCUUCCUCCAUGACCCUCAACGACCGCGACCGCAUCAUCUCAUUGCGCUGCUUUAAGGCAGUCGCGCGCCUCGUAUCGUAUAUCGACUUGCGCGAAACUGGCGUCCGCGUGCCUUCGUUCGGGCUUUCGGUAACGGGCUCCCUCAAAGAAGCGACACGCUACCUGCCGCCGCCGUCGAUUCGCGAGGAGAAGCUGGACGACAUCGCUAUUGGGUCAUGCAUGGGUCGGGAGCGCGGCGUGGAGUUCUACCCUGAGGGUUUACAGAAGCUUGGGCUGUGCAUGCCCACGCUGAACCCGCCACGGCAGCCGACGAGCGAGACCGAUGUGGUUGAAGAGGAGGAAGUCUUACUCACGCCCAUCGGACGCGCGGCGGUCGAGAUGGCUUGGCUCGGCUGCAUGGCGGUGACAAGCUUUACGUCGACGUGACGCUCUUGCGCUAGCCCCAGUCUACUAAAUGUAAAAACCACACCCUAGUUGUGACAAUCGUCUGUUCUCUCUUCGCAAAGAUUCGUUCAAGGUUGAUACCCCCCAUGUUUUUUUGUAUACAUCUGACCGCGGCGCCCUCAUCUGUUGGUAUCUCACGUCUUGUAGCUAGCUCUCGUGGCAGGAGUAGACCUUGCCUGUAUUUUUGGAACUCUCCUCCUCUUCACC
This is a messenger RNA of Phanerochaete carnosa HHB-10118-sp, 3503 nucleotides long. RefSeq lists its product as uncharacterized. The record is from RefSeq and is a predicted model, not a curated record. NCBI's taxonomy places the organism in Eukaryota, Fungi, Basidiomycota, Agaricomycetes, Polyporales, Phanerochaetaceae. The coding region runs from base 387 to 3278 and encodes 963 amino acids. The transcript has 2 exons.